This is a messenger RNA of Cygnus olor (mute swan), 5085 nucleotides long. Its product is annotated as desmoglein-4-like. Gene Ontology annotation, biological process: homophilic cell-cell adhesion. Gene Ontology annotation, cellular component: plasma membrane; desmosome. NCBI's taxonomy places the organism in Eukaryota, Metazoa, Chordata, Aves, Anseriformes, Anatidae. Gene Ontology annotation, molecular function: calcium ion binding. The record is from RefSeq and is a predicted model, not a curated record.
CAUCUUCAGUUCUUCCCUCAGAGGGAGGCAGAGACACCUUGAAAGGCUGAGUAUAAGGACAUCUACCGAGUGUCUUUUUACAUAGACAUCAGAGUUGGGGGGGGGGAGGGAAAAGGAAUAGACCUGUAACCAUAACUCAGUUGGACUUGUAUCCGAGAAGUCAGAUGCAAUGGAUUGGCUCCCUCACCGAACAGCUGCUUUUCUGUUCCUUUUAUUGGUAUUCUUGGAUUUCAGCACAGGAUUUCAUGUAGAGGUAAAAGAAUGGAGUGAAAAUGGAACAGCAAGAUGGAAAACCUACAGAAGACAAAAACGUGAAUGGAUAAAAUUUGCUGCAGCUUGUAGAGAAGGAGAAGAUAAUUCUAAGAGGAAUCCAAUUGCCAGAAUUCGAUCAGAUUGUGAAGAAAACAAUCCAAUCACAUACAGCAUCUCUGGAGUUGGAAUUGAUCGUGCCCCGUAUGGAAUAUUUGUUAUUAACCCGAGAACAGGAGACAUUAAUAUAACAGCAAUAGUGGAUAGGGAAGUGACCCCAGUAUUUGUUAUACGCUGCUUUGCUAAACACUCAGUGACGGGUAUAGAUUUGGAACCACCUCUUGAACUUCGAGUCAGAGUUCUGGAUAUAAAUGAUAAUCCUCCUAUAUUUGCACAAUCUGUAUUUACAGGAGCUGUUGAAGAAUGCAGCAUGGACAACACACUGGUGAUGAAAAUAAUUGCAUCAGAUGCAGAUGAACCUAAUAACUUGAAUUCUAAAAUUGCCUUCAAGAUAGAGAGUCAGGAACCUUCAGGCCCACCAAUGUUUGUUAUGAAAAAGGCUACUGGAGAACUCCAUCUGGCAAAUUAUCUUGACAGAGAGCAACACAGUAGCUACACUCUGGUUGUGAAGGCAUCAGAUCGGGAUGGAGCUGGAGAUGGAAUUUCAUCCCUUUGUAGCUGUCAUGUGAAAGUUAUCGAUGUCAAUGACAACUUCCCAACUCUUGCUCAAAGCUCUUUUUCAGCAGCUAUUUCAGAAAAUUCACUCAGUUCAGAACUGCUACGAAUACAAGCUCUGGAUGCUGAUGAAGAGUUUACUGACAAUUGGUUAGCGGAGUUUUUCUUUAUAUCUGGUAAUGAAGAUAAUUGCUUUGAAAUUGUUACAGAUCCAGCUACAAAUCAAGGAAUCCUUAAAGUAAUUAAGGAACUGAAUUAUGAACAUAUCCGAACUCACUCACUGAGUAUCGGUGUCAGGAACAGAGCUGAAUUCCACCACUCUGUUAUGUCUCAGUACCAAGUCAUCGGAACACCCCUCAUAGUAGAAGUAAAAAAUGUGAUUGAACCUCCAAGGUUUAAUCCAUCUUCAAUUAUCUUUUUUGUGUCACAAAGAACGAGGGCAAACUAUGUUGUGGGAACAUACACAGCAUUCGAUGAGGACACAGGGACUACUGCAACCAAUGUUGUGUAUAGGAUAGGACGUGAUCCAGGCGCCUGGUUCAGAAUCAAUCAAAACACUGGUGAAAUCACACUGAACAAAGUUAUUGACUGGGAAUCCUCCUAUGUAUCCCAUGGGCAGUACAGAGCAGAGGUUCUGGCUAUUACUAGAGGGGUUCCUCAAUAUACUGCUACUGGCACCAUUGUGCUUACAAUGCAAGGCGUCAAUGACAAUUGCCCAACUAUUAAUACAGCAUUAAGGAAAGUAUGUAUGCAUUCCCCAUCAGUGGUCAUCACAGCAAAGAGCAUGAAUGGUGAUCUAUACGGGCUCCCCUUUACAUUCAGCAUACAUGGUGAACCUCAAACUACAUGGAUUAUCAGAUCAAUAAAUGCUACCUCUGCAGAAUUAGUGAGUCAGAACAUGGACUUCUACCUUUAUAAGAUCUACAUUAGAGUAAGAGAUAGCCAAGGCCGAAGCUGCUUACAGCCGUACAUAAUUCCUCUACAAGCUUGUCGCUGUGACAGUCGCAAUUAUUGCAGCAGUGGGGCCACAAAAAUAAUUAUCAUCGGUGGUGGUGGUAGUCCUGAUGGUGAAAGAGUUAGUUGGACUGAUAGGCCUGUUACUGACGUUGUGACAGACUGGGACACUACCACUGAAACUCUUGAAACAUAUACAUCUGAUGAGGAAAAUGGUUAUCCUAUCACAUAUCGCCAAUCUUCUACUACACUUAGCGGUGCUGCCAUUGGCCUGAUGUUUCUUGGUGGCUUAAUAUUUGUUUUGAUUCCAAUUCUGAUGUCAAUGAGUGACUGUUGUGGCUGUGGACCUGGAGCUGCAGCUGGAGUUGGAACUGGAUUUGAACCUGUACCUGAAUGCACAGAAGGGGCGAUUCAUCCAUGGGGAAUAGAAGGUGCACAGCCUGAAGAUAGGGAUGUCUCACACAUUCUUGCCCCAACAACAGCUGCUGGAGGUGAUUUUGGUGAACCUUCUGAUAUAUAUACAAACACAUAUGGAGGAGGAGGAGGAGUAUGUCAUGGUGUUGAAGAAACUACAGGGGUUGGCUAUGCCACUGGUACUGGUUAUGGAACAGCUGGAGGAGUUUCUGGAACAGGGGAAGUAAAAGGGUCAACGGGAGGAACGAUAAAAGAGUAUCGAGAAGGAGGGGUGAACAUGGCCUUCCUAGACAACUACUUCUCUGAGAAAGCAUUUGUGUAUGCAGAUGAAGAUGAAGGUCGGCCAGCAAAUGACUGCCUAUUAAUAUAUGAUCACGAAGGAAUAGGUACUCCUGUCGGCUCUGUUGGAUGCUGCAGCUUUAUUGGAGAAGAUACAGAUGAAACGUAUUUGGAUACAUUAGGACCAAAAUUUAAGACCCUAGCAGAGAUUUGUCUGGGCAAGGAGAUCGAACCUUUCCCUGAUGCCAACCCACCUUGGCCAGGCAUUAACGUCACCUUUCCCAACCCUGAAUGUGACCUGAACCUCCCGGCGCCUGGAACCACCAUCCUUGUCAACGGCUCUGCACCAAUGGCUCCCCCGGUCGGCACUACCACAGUUGUUACCGAAAACACCUACACGUCUGCAUCUACCAUACAGCCCCCACGGCCCAUGCCUGAUCCUUUGCUCCACGGCAACGUGACGGUGACAGAGACCUACACCUCCAGCUCUCCUUGUGUUGACCCACUGCGUGCAUCCAACGUUGUUGUAACAGAAAGGGUUGUUGGUCCCGCGUCUGCCUCUGAUCUGCGUGGCAUGCUAGAUAUUCCCGAUCUCACAGACGGGUCCAACGUUAUCGUCACGGAAAGAGUCAUUGCACCUAACUCCCGGCUUCCGACAUCUCUGAGCAUUCCUGAUUUGGUAGAUGGGUCAAAUGUGGUGGUGACAGAAAGGGUGUUCAGGCCUGCCUCUGGCAUGCCAGGCAGCUUAAUAAAUAUUCCCUCAGAGUUAUCCAACGCCCACAAUGUGGUGGUCACUGAGAGGGUAGUGUCAGGGUCUGGGAUGAGCGGCCUAGCGGGGGGAAGCCUGGGAGGGGCAAACCUGGGGAGCCUGAGCAGCACAGGUCAGAUGCUCAGUGCUGACUGCCACCUCGGCCAGGCAAUGGGCACAGCGUCCCCUGGCACCUCCCGGAGAAGAGUGACAAAGUACAGCACUGUGCAGUACUCCAGCCAGUAAGGCUUCUGCCAGCGCACCUCCCCACUGAAAUUGGCACUUGCAUUGAUAUUUGUUAGCUGCCACCGAACAAGAAUAUCAUCAUUAUUUAUAACUAGCAAACAGCACUGAAAUUUCAGGGCUUCCUCCUUGAGUGAGGAUCUCAGAAGGGUGCCCCAUUUCAAGGUCAAAAACUUUGUCAGUGAAGGGAAAGCUGAGGUGAGCUCUAAAUUUAUCUCUUUCUUUCCACAGACCAAUAAACUUGUACAAACAGACACUAAUGAUUUUAGAGAGAUCUGAUUAGUAAACAGAGCAGUGAGAAGGGAUCCACAUACAGUAUCAGCAUGAGUUAAUGUCAGACGAAAGAGUGUUAAAAUACUAUAUUGGUGAAUGAUCUCUCAAGACAAGCAGACUUGGGUUAAUGGCCCCUCACUGGCAAGACAGGAAAAGAAUGCAAUUAGCAAUUAGUCAACAUAAGACUAAAUAAGCACUUUCAAACACAUCACUUUUCUUUGCAUGUAAUUUCAGGUGCGCUGCAAAACAGCACUUUGAAUCAUUUCUGCUAUCACCAGCAACAGUUAUAAAUAAUAAUCAUAUAAACACAAUGCGUUUUCAUAGCUUUCUGAAGUUCUUAGUAAAACGUGCUCUUUCAUGACCUACCACGUUGCUAUGCUCAUGGCCAAGAGUGUGGCUAGGAAUUUGCCACAGCUGGAGCUGCAGCAUUGAUGCUGCAAACCAAGAAGCUGUUGGCUUCAUCUUUUUUCCAAUAUCACUACAGCUUUACUUAAAUCUAGAAGGACGUUGGUGAAAACCAGAAGCAGUUAAUCAGAUUUUUGUGCCAAAAUAUGCCUACCAGUUAAGUCUCCAACAUCAGGUUACUUUACGAGAACUGUAAUAUAACAUGCCAGUUCUCUUCUCAAAUACUGCCAAGAAAACAAAGUCUUAGAAGCUUUGUGAUGUGGGGAGGCAAUAGCAAGUAUUAUAAUACUGACAGUGGUAGCUGAAGGCCUUCGUGAAAAGAGAAAACCCUUGGGAACAAUAUAAAUUUGCUAAUACGCAGCAUGGAGAAUUGUUAUUUCAUAUGUCAAUGUAUUUUGCAUUGAUAUUUUGAAAGUUUAUUUGAAUGUGUUAAUUGAAAAAGUCUUUAUGAUUCUAUAUUCUUAAUUAAAUCUGGCUUUUAUUUUCCCACAAAAACAGCUCUACUGGAUUCUGUUAUUCUAAUAAUACUUUAACAUGCUUUAGAUUAUGAUCUGAAGGAGCAAAAUGCUGAAAAGUAGUAGCUAUCUCAUUUUACUUCUGUAUCAUAUGUAUAGUAAGCAUAGUGUAUACAACAACAUCACGCUGAUGUAAAUACAAUAGAGUUAUAUGGAGGGAUUGUUUGUUGUUGUUGUUGUUGUUGUUUUGCUAGAUCACCAGAUCAGUAGUUUUCCCUCAAAUUUUGCUUCUUCAGCGUUGAUGGACAGGUUAGUGAAAAGUUUAAGAGUUGUCUGUGAAAUUCCCACUCAGUAAAAAGGAGAAGAAACCUUCAAAUCCAGAUUAAUUCA